Molecule: messenger RNA, 4462 nt
Organism: Gryllus bimaculatus (two-spotted cricket)
Lineage: Eukaryota; Metazoa; Arthropoda; Insecta; Orthoptera; Gryllidae
Source: the annotation of a GenBank genome assembly
CUCAUAGUUACCUCCUAGUUAUCCACAUCAAAUUAACAAGAACGCCGUCGGAUGAUCUUUUCUAGGAGCUGACCGCUGUCUGCCUACUAUCAACGCAUAUACGAACUGCCUGCUGACUCUUGCCACGUGCUUACGAGGUUGCUGAGUGGUUUUACGUUGGUUGAGCUCUUAUUGGUCAACGCUGUGGAUGCGUGGAUAUUACGACCAAUGAAAAUUUGCCAUCUGUGUUAGUAGUUUUGACUGAGACUGUGGACACGGAUUGUCAGAUGCCUUGUAGAAUGUGUGUGAGUGUUGUGUGUAUCGCGUGAAUUCAAGUUGCAUAUUUUUAAUGCGGCCGGUAGCAGACAUGGAUCAAGGUGCCAAGAUGUAUUUUUUCUCAGUAUGUUUUCUUUACUUCAUUUCCAGUGCGUUGAGUUUGAAGAAGUCAGAUUGUGAAGUUUGUGUUACAGUAGUUGAAAAGUUCGGCAAUUCAUUGUCCGCCGAUAUAAAAUCAAAUCCAAAGCUAAUUGAAGACGAAUUUCGGAAAUUUUGCAAAACGUCAAAAGCCAAAGAGAACAGAUUUUGCUAUUAUCUGGGUGGUUUGGAAGAAUCUGCUACAGGAAUACUAGGAGAAUUGUCAAAACCCCUAUCAUGGUCCAUGCCGCCUGAAAAAAUCUGUGAAAAGUUGAAGAAAAAGGAUUCACAGAUAUGUGAUUUACAUUAUGAUAAAACAAUUGACUUACGGACUGUUGAUUUGAAAAAACUGAAAGUGCGUGAUUUAAAGAAAAUUCUUAGUGACUGGGAUGAGACCUGUGAAGGUUGUAUUGAGAAGACAGAUUUCAUCAAAAGAAUAGAAGAACUUAAGCCUCAGUAUAUGCAUCAAGAAUUGUAAAAUAUUAAAUUACUCUCUUAAUUGUGAACUCUUAAGCAAUUUAGCCUCGAUCCUGUUUCAAAUGGCAAAGGAUGACAAAAAAUGGAUAAGAAAAAUAUUGUAAUAUACCAGCAAUGUGUGGUGUGAAUUUGUGUGAAUUUGCUCCAGAUUGCGUCAUUGCAUGACUAUUACAGCAGGUGUUAUUUAUUUUACUUCCUUCUCAUUUUAUUUAUUUCAUGUUCAGGAUAAGUAUUCAAAUAUAAUUGUCUGCCCUUUUAUUGUAGUUUUGAGAAAUUGGUGCACCCUUCAUUGUAAUGUAGGCACUUUUGGUGGUUAUUUUUAUAAGCCAUGGUCAGUGGAUGAUGCUGUAAGAUACUAGUUCAGUAGCAACUUGUGAAACUGCAACAUCAAGUAAGAUUAAUGCAGUGCUCAGAGAUUUUUUAUUGUUGCUGAAGUUUUUGUCAGUAUCGAAACCACUCUGGCAGUAUUUAAUGUAACAUUGAUAUACUUAAUUAUGUUUUACAUGCACAGGUUUUCUUGAGCCCUAUUCCUUCUCCUUUACUAACAUUAUUUGAAAUAAGAAUAAAUUACAGCAAUGAUUGACAAAAUGUGGAAAAAAGAAAUAUUCAUUCCUUUCUAAUAGAAUCUAUUUUGCACUAAUAAAUGAGCUACAGAGUUGGUUAUUGAAAUGCCACUCGUCUCUCACAUCAAGGACAUGAGGGUUCAAGAAAACUUGUGCUCCCAUCCCCUCCCCUUAAGCUUUUACUGCUGUAAGCAUUCUUGAGCAACAUGUGAAUAUGAGAAUCAACCCAAAGUUACUGUGUAUUUUUUUCCAAUUGUGGCAUUAAAUGUUAUUUCAAAUAAGUGGAGUGUUUAAGAGUUGUAUGAAUGUUCUGGGAAUCAAUUGAGUGUAAAGUGGUGAGAAAUUGACUAAUUGAAUUAACUCGUGAACUUUUAUAUGGGACGGUCAGAAAGAAUCUCCUGUAAAGGUGAGCAUAAUAUGAAAAUUUAAUUUAAAUGUUAGUACUUGUGAAAUGCAGUAUGAGCCUACAUUGAAGUUGGACUACAGAUUUCAUGUUCAAAUUGUGAAAAGAAUCAAAUGUACAGAUACACCAUUUAUGAAUUGCUUAGUGAAUUUACAAACAGACAAAUGAAGACCAAAGUACUGGAUGUAUUGUUCCUUAAUGGGACAGAAUCUUGUGAAAUGUAUUUAGAUUACUAAAUGCAGAAAGCAUGUAUCUGUGAAUAAAUCUAUUCAACAGGGAGAACGUCUAUUAAUGCACCUGUAAAGAAAACUAAAUUAACUUGUAUUUACGGAAUUACAUUUUUUCUGGCCCUUGUAGCUGUAAGUCCAUUUCCCUUACAAACAUUGUGAGUUCUAGUUUUGAGAUUUUUCUUUGGGAGCCAAUGAACAAAUAGGUGCUAAAAGGGCUUUUGUCUUAUUCUGUUACAAAAAGGUCUGGAUAGUAAACUUCAGUAAGCUUUGAUUCAACUGGAAAUUGCACAAAAAGUCCUGGAACUAUAUUAAACAUUUUCUGAUGUAUAGUUAACAUCCAAUGUUAAAAAUUAGCAAGGGCAUAUUUAGGGUAUUUGUGAAAAUCAUCUAAACCAUUGCAGAAAAUAUCUAUUGGAAGGUGGACUGAAGAUGGUUAGAUGUAAUCACUAAUCAGAGUGACUAUUAGUUUACUUCCAAAAGUAGCCAAGGAAAAAACUUCAUUUGAGUCAUUGUGGGAAUUGUAUAUUCUAAUAGAUACUAGAUGUGUGGAUCUUCGUGUGUAAAUGCCUCUAAGCAAUAAUUCUUUAUUAUACUAACAUCUCAUAUUGGCACUGUUCAGCUUACUGCUUUAAAACUUUUUUAAAUACACAAUUAUAAUUUAAGAAGGUAUGGCAUUUACCUAACUGAUAUUUCUUUCAAAAUCAUAUCACCAAGUGUUAAGAGAGUAAGCCUGGGAUCAAAUCAUUUGAGGUCAGAUAACAAUUAAUUAAUUUCAUUAAAUUUGUUUCUUAGCCAGAGCGUGAUCACAGAAUCUACUUCAAUGUAAAGCAUUUCAUUGAAACAUGAUCAAUAUUCAGUGCUAAAGUCUGGUUUGAGGGAAGAGCUUACUAUCUCUGAAACAUUAAUUUCUUUAAAUCUAAUUUUGAUGUUUCAGUUGUUCAUGAAAGUAUUGUCUUCCCAUAAUUACACUAAUUAUUAAUUGCCUGUAAUAAAUAUGACUACCUUAAAUAAUCACUACAUCUACAAAAUGUAUCUAAGUUUUCCAAAUGUUUAUUUUCAAGUUAUAUUUCUUACACCUUCAUGCAUAAAAUCUCUUGUUUGCAUAAUACUUUCAGUAGGGGUUAUGGUUUAAUGCACAAUGAAUGGUAUGUACCAUUUCGUAAUUGGGAGUGUCUUGGGCAUUAGUGUGAUUUAUACAUUACACUUCACACAAUGAGAACCACCUAUUACUAAACAGUUAACAAGUCAAAAGGGGUUAUGUAAACACUUGAUGAUUAAAAAGGAAAUAUUAAAUUUUUCCCUUUGGUUUUUUGACAGUCAUUUCAUUGGGUUAUACGGUAAAAUAUACUGUCCCAUAUUAUUUAUUGACAGACACUUGAAAUAACUACAUGGUAUGGAUCACACCAAUGAUUGUGGGAAUCAAAACUUCAAUAAAAACCUGGUUCAAUUUUUAUGUUUGCAAGAAAUUGCUUAAGAAUAUGUAUGGACUGUGAUCCAGAUUUUAGUUUAAUCGAAAAGCUUAGAGUGAUUCGGAAUGUGUACCUUUAAAAAUAUUUGCUGAAAUGUCUACUCAUGAUUUUUAAAUACAAUCAAAUCCAUUUCUUGGCAGAAUAUGGUGGAUGGAUACACAAAGAAAAUGUAAAACCCUUUACAAUACUAUUUAUGAAUGUGCUGAAUGAAUUAAUGCCUUUCAGGAAGGUGCACUUGCAAGAGUGAUAAUCAAAAUGACAAAAUAUACAAAUCUGCUGCAGCUAAUAGAGCUUAUUCUUAUCUGCUUGCCACUUUUUUUUAAUAUACAAAGGACACACAAAUGCAUGCCCAAAACAAUUAGGGAAAACCAGAUGGAUUACCCUUACCCAUGAAGAAACUAUUAAGGAAGACAAAAUGUUUUGAACUUAUUAUGAUGAUUGAUGUGCUCGAAAUAAAUAAACUUAUUUGCAUUUAAUGUAGAUGAUGUAGGCUUCCGCGGCCAGUCAUGAUCUGGGCGGUCCGGGAGAUUAUUUAAUGUAAUGUUUUUUCUCAAUAAUAUUUCAUUUUGUAUAUCAGUAUUAUUCAAACUGUGAGGUGUGCCUUCCAAUGAGUUGUGAAAGUUUCCGAAGGGAGGUGCAAGAACUUUAUAAUAAUUAAUAAAAUAGUGCUCUAACGCUUAAGAAUGCUCUAAUAAUUUAUGAAUUUCACACCAUGAGAAGAAUAAUAACUUCCUGAUCUUUCAUCAAACAACACACUAAAGAUAAAAUAAAACUGCAAACAUUAUCCAAAUUUUGGUGCUCUGUGAGGAAUGAGUAUCCAGAGCUAAGUCAGAAGGCCUUGUGUUCUGACUCUUUUUGCCACUUCCCGAGUGAAACAGAAUUUUCAAUCAAGAAUAAAUCUCUAGAAUGAGAUGAAUAUUACUAUUU